This is a messenger RNA of Rotaria sordida, 861 nucleotides long. NCBI's taxonomy places the organism in Eukaryota, Metazoa, Rotifera, Eurotatoria, Philodinida, Philodinidae. The record is from the annotation of a GenBank genome assembly.
AUGGAAGGGAAGGGUGUGAAAACCUAUGCGGAUGGUGGAAGUUAUGAUGGAGACUGGCACAAUGAUUCCUUUCACGGACAAGGAGUUCGAAAAUGGGCAGAUGGGGACGGAUACAGCGGCAGUUGGAUAAAUGGUAAAAGAACUGGACAUGGUGUCUGGACUUGGGCUAGUGGUGAUCAGUAUGAUGGUGAAUGGCACGAAGACGUGCGAACUGGAUAUGGUAUUUACAAAUGGCCGAGUGGAGACGUCUACAGAGGCAACUGGGUUGCCGGAAAUAUGGAAGGGAAGGGUGUGAAAAUCUAUGGUGAUGGUGGAAGUUAUGAUGGAGACUGGCACAAUGGUUUCUUUCAUGGGCAAGGAGUUCGAAAAUGGGCAAAUGGAAACGAAUAUUAUGGGGAUUGGAAUCUUCCGAAAAAAACAUUACCUUCUGAUCUUCAAAGUGAAAUUGAACAAUUUUUUAACAGAGAUGACGUUUCAAAACCUUGUCCAGACAAAAAAAAACAUAUAAAUGGUCAUCAAAUUCGUUAUCGAUUAAAUCAUAUCACUGUUCUUCAUCAACAAUUUGAAGUGAAUAUAAAAAUUGAUAUUGAUUACGAUACAUUUUGUCGAUACGUUCCUGCUUAUAUAAAGAAACCAAAUCACGAUAGUUGGGGCACUUGCCUUUGUGUAUUAUGUUUGAACCCUGAAAUGAAAUUCGAGAAACUUCAACAUCUGAAGCAAAAAUUUCCACGUAUUAAAACAGCUUUAGAUGGCUUACCAUCUGAUUUAUCUACAAUAAUUAAAGAUGAUGAUCAAAAAAAAAGAAUUUCAACAAAAUUUAAUGGAAUUGAAAGAGGAAAAUAUCAAUUUAUCAUAUUCUGA